UUUCCUCCCCCUUUCCUUUCUUCUUUCCUUACCCUUUCUCUCUCCCCCUUUCAAAACUCGUCUUUCCUUCGCUCCUUUCUCCUCCCCCACUUCGACCUCCCCUACGCCGCCUUCUUCUACGCCGGCCUUGCCUACAGCGUUCUCUACAUCUCAAGACGUAUAACGCUGAUGGGAAAGUAUAUGAGGAAGGCGAAGAUCUCUGGCGAGGUCGCCGUCAUGGAGCUCUCCCAUGGCGUACGCACUCGCGCCCGGACCCUCGCAGCCGCCGCCGCCUCCUGUGCCUAUCUCGAGCUCCGAAGCCGCCGCCUUGAGAAACCCCUUCCCCUGCCUCCGGCCUGCAAGGCCUUCCCCGAGCCCAGUCCUAGCCCCGGCCUGAGAGCAAGUUCGGGAUCUGCGGGGUCCUUCUCAACGAGGCGAUGCUCACUGGACAACGAGGCUCCGCCGGAUGCGCAGGCGUCGUUCGGGGAGAAUAUUCUCGAGGUCGAAGCAACGGACAGGAACAAGAGGGAAACAACGCCUUGCAGUCUGAUCAGAAAUCCAGAAGAAAUACAGACUCCAGGUUCGACAAAUAGACCAACCAGAUCUAGAGCCACUAACCGAAGAAUUCAAACCUUCCGUCAGAACUUGCCUAAUGCUCAUGAAAUGGAAGAGUUCUUCUCUAGGGAAGAACAACUCCAGCAACGAAUAUUUAUCGAAAGGUACAACUUCGAUCCCGCUAAUGACCACCCACUUCCUGGUAGGUAUGAAUGGGUGAAAAUUGACUUCUAGAUGGCAAUCAUGACUUCAAACUUUGGAAGAUAUCUCCAUAUUUUAAUGCUGUGUAACAUAUAGAGAUGACGAGCCGUACGUUCAAAAAGGUGUAGUUGAAAAAAUUAAACUCACGCUUAACUUGUUUAACAAGAAAUUUAGCGAUCAUCAUAGGGUUCAAUCAUCUGUGAAUUUGUCGCAUAGAAAAUACUCGGUGCUGGGUUUAGUGAUACUUACUGUAUGUGUUAGUCACUUGUCCGAUCGAUCGUAUUCAUCAAGGAUUUGCAUAUUGCGCUGAAAUGAGUGAAGGAAAGAACAGCUUCAGCUUAUUAUUCAUUUUUCAGUCAGUAUUUAACUGUUUAUACUAAGCGACUGUUUAAGGACCAUGAAAAGAAAAUUUGUUUUGUCGGGGUUUUACUGGAUGGAAUGCUUUGGUCGCAUCGUUAGACACACUAAACUUUGCUAUAACCCUUUGUAUUUAGCUUGAUUCUGUUAGUUUAGUGAUACUGUUAUGUGUUAGUGAAGGACCUCAAGAAACAGAUCAUGGAAUUUACUUUCUUCGGACCCAAUGAUUGCCUGAAACUGGCAGCAUUGAACUUCUAUGGAUUUUAUUCAUCAAGGAUUUGCAUGUUAUAACGUUUUUAUUUAGCUCGAUUAUUAUCGACUUUCUAUGGAUUUUUUUUUUUUUUGCUUUCUUUGUAAGGAACAGUUACCUAUAUGAGUCUACAUAUGUCAUUAGCUCGAUCCUGAUCCUCUAUUAUGUUUUUAUUUAUAUUUACAUAAAAUUUAUUAUAUUUUAUCAUUGUUAAUUAAAAUAUUAUCUAAUUAAGACAUUUAUUGGAUGUCUUAAUACUUGUUUAUACCAAUUUUGACUUUUUAAAAAUAUUUUUAUUUUAUCCAUUUUCAUACGUUCUUAUAUAAUCUUUGUAAUUUUUAUUUUUUUGUUCGAGUGCUUGCUUCAGUCUCACAUUCCAUAUAAUAUAACAUUGUUUCUGUUGUAAUUUAUUUGGUAUUCAUACCAUUAAAAUAUAGAGAGAAUGCUUAGGGUUUGAGAAGCGCAACUCUAGUGAUAGGUUUGCUUGUGAUCGGAGAGGUGAGGCCGGUGCCCCUUCUACGGGAGAGGAAUGAUCGGGCAGCCGCUGAUAUUAGACUUCCAUGAAUGGAGCAGAAGGGAGGGACUCAAUAUUUUUAGUCACUAAAUACUGGUGGUGUUGGUGGCGCUCCAUCAGCUUUCGACCACCGGGGAGAAUGAUGAGCCGAGAGA
Molecule: messenger RNA, 2011 nt
Organism: Zingiber officinale
Lineage: Eukaryota; Viridiplantae; Streptophyta; Magnoliopsida; Zingiberales; Zingiberaceae
Product: cyclin-dependent kinase inhibitor 4-like
Exons: 3
Coding region: 169-768 (199 amino acids)
Biological process (GO): negative regulation of cyclin-dependent protein serine/threonine kinase activity
Cellular component (GO): nucleus
Molecular function (GO): cyclin-dependent protein serine/threonine kinase inhibitor activity
Source: RefSeq, a predicted model, not a curated record